This is a messenger RNA of Colletotrichum karsti, 1215 nucleotides long. RefSeq lists its product as uncharacterized. The transcript has a single exon. NCBI's taxonomy places the organism in Eukaryota, Fungi, Ascomycota, Sordariomycetes, Glomerellales, Glomerellaceae. Bases 1 to 1215 code for a protein of 404 amino acids. The record is from RefSeq and is a predicted model, not a curated record.
AUGGGUAAAUCAUCGACGUCGUCCGCCCGGGACUCGAAGCGGGACGUGACCGGGAGCGAGACCUCCUCCCUCCGGUCCAGCACCCGAGGCCACGAUUCCUCCUCCUCUUCCUCCUCACGACGCCGCUCACGAUCCCGCUCCCCCAAAGCCCCCAAAGCCCGCCGACCAGCAGAAAUGCCUCGCAAACGAAAGUCGACCGGAGCAGAGACCUCCAGCCCCAGCUCCAGCCCCAGCAGCAGCACAGAAGUCGCCACCAAGAGCGACAGCAACGCCAACGGCAGCACCUUCGGCAUCUCCCCGACCGCCCUCUUCAGCAACCUGCAGUCCGCCUACAGCGUCUUCCAAUCCCUUCCGAACCUCACCGGCGGCAGUGCUGCCGCGGCGACCGCCCCCAAUGGCGUCCUCCCGCCCUUCACGACCUCGUACGAGCUCGCCCUCCCGGACACACCCGUGACGAACCUCCUCAGCCCCUCGAACCUCCGCCUCCCGGCGUCGCAGGACGUCCUCCAGACCCGCCUGGCCACGAACCUGCCGCGCCACGGCAACGCCUACGCCAUCCUGCUGGUCGGGACCCUCCUGACGUCACACUGGUUCAUCCUGACGGCCCUCUUCGGCAUCGUCAAGUUCGGGCUGUUCAUCCAGUCCUACAACGGCCGCGACAUCGCCCGGGACCUCGGCGUGCGCAAGUACGCCUCGAGCCAGGCCAUCAUGUCGGGCUUCGCGGCGGCGGCGGCCCUCGUCGGGCUCUGGGUUUUCUCGUCCGUCUUCAGCGUCGUCGCGACCGUCGUCAAGGUCGCCACCCUCGUCCUCGUCCACGCCGCCUUCUUCGAGCUCGACGAGGCCGCGCAGAGGAAGCUGCAGCAGCAGAGAGCGCCCAGCGUGUCGUCGGCCUCGGGGGUGCCGCCGCCGGUCCUGAGGCCCGCGGGGACAGCGCUCUCGCCUCGUGACGCAGUUGCCCUCACUAGCCAGCUGCGGUCUGUCAGCGAGGGGCACCUCAGCACUGUGCACUCGAACGGGAACAACGGGUGGUAUGCCGGAGAAGGGUAUGUCGGAAGCAGCAGAGAUGACCAGUACGCUGCGAUGCCGCGGUCGUCGCGGGCGCUGGACCAGUUCCCGCCCGGCCGAGUCGAGGACGAGGAUGAAAUCGAUCGAGGUGCAUCGUGGGGUUUUAACGAGGCUGGAAGGCCGCAGAGCUACGCUGGCAGGUCUUAUUGA